UUGGUGCAGGACGCUCCGAGCCUGGGGGUCAGUCCCCUUUCCCCAUAAAUUUCAUCGUGCUUGCUGUGAGAAGAUCUUGGAAGAGCUUCUGGAGAAUUACUAAAGGAGAGAAUAUUUACCAGGAGUGAGAAAAGAAAAUGGAUCCAGACUUUUUAAAUGUGUUUACCCAGCCUGCUGCACUUAAUCAAUUCCUAGCUGAGAACGUCAUCGCUCAAGGUGAGAAGAAGAAACUCAUAAAACCGACCUCAAGCAACAAUCCCAAAUUGGAAGAAUUAAAACUGUUAUUGAUUGACUGGAUUAACACAACUCUGAAAGAGGAACACAUAGUAGUUAAAAGUCUGGAAGAAGAUCUGUAUGAUGGGCUGGUACUUCAUCAUCUUUUGGAAAACCUAGGAUCUCUCAAGCUGGAUGUUGACAAGAUUGCAUUAACAGAAAAAAAACAGCGUCAGAAACUCUCUGUGAUUCUGGAAGCUGUGGCUAAGCGUUUGCAACUGGAAGAAAGUCAGCUGAAAUGGAGUGUGGAAUCUAUCUUGACAAAGGACUUACUGAGCACACUCCAUCUUCUGGUUGCAAUAGCAAAGCACUUCCAACCCAACCUGGCCAUGCCUCCAAAUGUUCAAGUGGAAACAAUCACCAUUGAGAACACCUCCAGAGGAUUAAAGACAGCAAGUGGGGUGGAAUAUAUCACAGAAAACAAAGAGAAUUUAGAAGCGCAGUCAAAAGAUGAUGCCUUUGAUGAAUUAUUUAGCCGUGCUCCAGAUAAACUGGAUGCUGUAAAAAAGGUAUUUUUGCAAUUUGUCAACCAGCAUGUUGGAAAAUUAGGAUUAAAUGUGAAAGACAUCGAAUCUCAGUUUGCAGAUGGAGUUAUCUUACUUCUGUUAAUUGGACAACUGGAGGGUUACUUUCUGAAUUUAAGGGAUUUCUUCCUGACUCCAGCCAGCACCAUGGAGAUGCUCCACAAUGUUAACCUUGCAUUGGACUUGCUGACAGAUGGAGGUCUUCUGAAUUUUUCUGUGAACUCUGAAGAUAUUGUGAACGGAGAUAUGAAGACUACAAUGCGGAUUCUGUAUUGCUUGUAUUCCAAAUACAAGGCCAAAGAAACAUGAAGAGCAAGGCCAAGAGCUUGGGCUCUUUUUUUUGUCUUCUUUUUUUUUUUCCCUGGCAUGUCAUGGUCUGAUUUUUGGAUUCCCAUCUCUGUUUGCCACUGUUUAUGUGCAUGCACUUGUGUUUGACACUUAACGUAUUAACAUUGUAUAUGCAAGUAUGUAUUUGUGCAAGGUUUCACCUAUACCGCCUGAAUAGCUGUAAGUAUGUGUGUGUCCAGGGCCAGUGUAGUGUGUAAUCCUGUGGCUGUAGCUCUUGCUCCAGCCCUGUCUCUUGUUCUUUCUGAGCCCGCCUAAUGCUGCAAAGAAGUGCAAUGUGUGUUUAUUCUGGACUGUGCAUUCUUUGCUUCUGGAGAUGAAUUUGGAAGCUGUUAUUGCAACCUCCCCACUUCCCCGCUUCUGAUUCACUCGGGAAACUAGGGAGGUGAAAGACCCACCAUGGCAUCUCUGGGAAGACUGCAGACAUGCUUGAAGCUCAAGUUCAAAACCUUCUUUACACAGGUGGCCAGCUGUUGUUACACAAGAGGAUGUGGAUUGGGCACCAAAUGAAUAGGUAGCUGAAAUGAAAUCUGAACUCACCAAGUGUUUGAUAAAACUUUCACCAUUUUGUCUGUUUGAAUAUGGAAAAGGGACCCAGAAUAACAUGCUGGCGUGAGACUGUGCAGUAACAGAGGGGUCUACUGCACAGCUGUGGAAAGUUGCCCUUAUUUCCUUGCUAAGCUAAUGCCAAACUGUGGCCAGCUCCAGCCUGUUGCAGCCCUAACGUUAUAUCUGGCUAGUGGGAAUGCCUAUUCCUGUGUCUAGCAGGUUAUAGGAGCGACCAACACGACCGCGCUUUCUCUCCAGUAGGAGGUUGAUAGAUGUUGGCUUCCUCUGCAGCCCGCAGAAGUAGAGGCUAUGAUGGACGGGAGUAGUGAAACUCUCACCUUCUGCCACUUCUGACAGCAUACUCGUGCUGCAAGGACUCUCAAACCACUCUGAGACUCUCUUAGCUGAGUUUGUCCAGCGACCGUCCCCAAGCAUCCCAGCAGCUCCCUCUGGAUGCAGCAAGGCUAGCCGCAAUUUAUGUUAGCUGUCACCCUCAAUCCUUCUCGGGGGUCUUAAAUCAGAAUUCCUUCAAAACCUCCAUCUUACUCCCUUGACCUUAAAAUUAUGACAUGUUUAUGUUGCAUAAAGCUGGAGAUCUAAUUAAAAAAAAAAAAAAAGAUGUUUUGGUAUUAUUUUGGCUUCCUUCUAAACUGAUUUAAUUUGCUGUCGUCAAUGACUGACAUUUGAUCUCUGAUCUGAUCCUCCAUCUGUGUGUUAAUGGGAAACCAAAGCUCGCCUAGUGCGAGUGCUGACAUUUACAGAUGAGAAUUUGUUGUGUCUAGUUCUGGAUCACACAGCCUAAGAAAUAUCCUUAGAUAGCAAUGCUGAUAAGUCUUCGAGUCCUGCCUUUGAAAAUGGUAAUACUGCACAGCUGCUGGAGGAAAGAGUUCUGCAAACUGCCCUGAGCCUAAUCCUUUUUGCACCAAUAAUUACCUUGUUAUGUUUUUACAGAGAAAAAUCCAAUGUGUGGUGCCAAUGAGCUACAAGAAGAUCAACUUGCUUCCCUAGCAAAUUAGUUGUGUAUGCUGUUUUGAACAAUUUAAGUAAAAAAUACUUGUUUUUUCAUGUGCAAGUCUCCAUAGGUAUCUUGCUUUAUUCUUUAAUGGGCUUCAAACAAUCGACUGGGAGACCUCAGAAGUUUGUUCUUCCUUCACAGAUCCCUGCUGCCGUUGCUGUAACAUGGCAAGCGGAUUGUAGAAUAAAUCAUUAUUGAGCAGAUAAAACUGGGAUGUGGCUUGUGGAGAGCAGGGGCAAGGGGGCAGGAGGGCAUUUGGUGG
Aptenodytes forsteri (emperor penguin) is the source of this 2968-nucleotide messenger RNA. It is a transcript of the gene PARVG, whose product is annotated as parvin gamma. Gene Ontology annotation, molecular function: actin binding. NCBI's taxonomy places the organism in Eukaryota, Metazoa, Chordata, Aves, Sphenisciformes, Spheniscidae. Gene Ontology annotation, biological process: cell projection assembly; substrate adhesion-dependent cell spreading; actin cytoskeleton organization. The transcript has 13 exons. Bases 138 to 1106 code for a protein of 322 amino acids. Gene Ontology annotation, cellular component: cytoplasm; actin cytoskeleton; focal adhesion. The record is from RefSeq and is a predicted model, not a curated record.